Molecule: messenger RNA, 2607 nt
Organism: Striga asiatica
Lineage: Eukaryota; Viridiplantae; Streptophyta; Magnoliopsida; Lamiales; Orobanchaceae
Source: the annotation of a GenBank genome assembly
GGGAUAGAGAUGAAUCGGGGGAUGUGAUGGGGGCGGGGAUUUCACAGGCGUUUCCAUGUUUCAGCCCAGAUGGCGGGCCGGGCCGGUCGGACCCGGACGCCGUCUUCACCCCGAAUACGCCGCUCGACGAGACCCUCGGCCACUCGUUCUGCUACGUCCGCUCCUCCGCUCGGUUCAUCUCCCCGACCCACUCCGAUCGCUUCGUUUCCCCUUCCCACUCCUUCCGCUUCGACGAUCCGGUCCACCCGAGGCCCUCCAAGCCGCCCGGCUUCCCGGAGACCGGUUUCUGGACCAUAUCCGGAGCCUCCGUCGGAGCCAACACCUCCACCCCCAUAACCGUCCUCCAAUUCGACGAUUCCGCCGCCGAUGCCGCCGGGCAGUAUCAUCACUACAGCUGUGACGCGAAUCUCGCCGGCAACAAGGGUUUCGUGGCCGGAAUCCCCAGGGGCGGCUGCAACAGUGUUUCGCUCGAUGGGUUCGAGAGCACGUCCUCGUUCAGCGCCUUGCCCCUGCAGCGGGUCCCACGAGGAUGCGAGCCGCCAUCGGGCCCUCUGGAGAGGGCUUUCUUCAUGUCGGGCCCAAUUGAGCGUGGUGCCCUUUCUGGGCCGCUGGAUUUGGCUGUAUCGAGCGAAAAUAAUGGGGAGGUGCCCUUCUCGGCGCCACUGGGAGGGGUUUAUGUGAAGAAGAGGAAGAAGAAGAGUAUCUCGGGAAUGCGCAAGGCGUUGUACAGAAACUUCUCGGUGGUGCCUGUCGUGAACUUCAUUAGUGGAGGAGGUAAGAAAGAGCUUCCCUCGGCUGACGAUGGUUCUAAAGAGGGAGUGGAAGUUGGCCCUGAAAGCAAUGUGCAGUGGGCUUUAGGAAAGGCGGGAGAGGAUCGAGUGCAUGUGGUGGUAUCAGAAGAGUUAGGCUGGCUGUUUGUGGGAAUCUAUGAUGGAUUUAAUGGACCCGAUGCCCCUGAAUUUCUGAUGAGCAAUCUGUACAAAGCAAUGUAUAAUGAACUAGAGGGUCUGUUUUGGGAGUCGGAAGAUGUUGGAGCUCCAGAAAAUGCACUUGAUGCAGGGAAUAUACCAUCAAAUGCUGAUAGAGAAGGUCCCCAAGAGACACACGAAAUGAAAGGAGGAGAGAUGGGAUCGAAAAUAGUAAAAAAAGUGAUGUUUGGAGGGGAAGAAAUUGAAAUUAGAAGGAGGAGAUUAUGGGAAUACUUAGUAGAGGACGAUCCAGAGGAAGGACUUGAUCUAUCUGGUUCGGAAAGAUUUGCAUUCUCAGUUGAUGAUGCGGUAAGUGUGAAUAAUGCAGGUUCGGCAGUGAGUAGGAGGUCAUUAUUGUUGUCGAAAUUAAAACACGGAUUGUUGAGUAGGCACAAGGAGAAAGAGGGUAGAAGGUUGUUUCCUUGGAAGUUUUGGUCGGAGAGAAAACAUAAAGCAGCAGAGGAAUUGAGGGACAACAACAAUGUAGCUGAUGAUGAGAUUGACAGAAUUGGUAGAACUGGUCGGAAGAGGAAAUUAGGUCUGGUCGAUCAUGACUUGGUAUUAAGUGCAAUGUCUAGAGCACUUGAAGCUACCGAGCAAGCCUACUUGGAUAUGACAGACAGGGUCCUUGAUCGUUAUCCGGAACUUGCAUUGAUGGGUUCUUGCAUGUUGGUUGUAUUGAUGAGGGAUGAAGAUGUGUAUGUGAUGAAUCUUGGGGAUAGCCGUGCCAUUGUAGCCCAGUGCGAAAGUGAAGAUGUAGGUCGUGAUAUAGAACAGCAAAGUCUCAAGGAUGGUGGUUUUGCUGGGGAGGGCAUAGUUGAGGAGUCUGAGAGUACAGCAGUGAAUAAAGCUCAUGCACAUCAAUGUGUGAAUCUGGCUGCACUGCAACUGUCCACUGAUCAUAGCACAAGCAUAGAAGAGGAAGUCAAUAGAAUCAAGAAUGAGCACCCAGAUGACAGCAAUUGUAUAGUGAAUGGCAGAGUUAAAGGCCGUCUUAAAGUAACCCGUGCAUUUGGGGCUGGAUUUCUCAAACAGCGUAAAUUGAAUGAUGCCUUGCUGGAAAUGUUUCGGAAUGACUAUAUUGGUACUGUCCCCUACCUAUCAUGCUCACCAUCUCUACGCCACCACAAACUAUUCCCAAGAGACCAAUUUUUGGUGCUUUCAUCAGAUGGAUUGUACCAAUAUUUUAGCAAUGAAGAGGUAGUUUCACAUGUGCAGAAUUUUUUGGAGAGAUUUCCUGAUGGAGACCCUGCUCAGCACCUCAUAGAAGAGCUCCUCUUCCGUGCUGCCAGAAAAGCUGGAAUGGAUUUCCAUGAGCUUCUGGAUAUUCCACAAGGAGACCGACGGAAAUACCAUGAUGAUGUUACGGUUAUGGUGGUGUCUCUCGAAGGUAGGAUUUGGAAGUCCUCUGGAAAGUACUUAUGAGCAUUUGCGAAUGUUUAGAGUUCGUUUAUCAGCUAAAUCUGAUAAGAACCUCAUCAUUCCAUCUAAGGGAAGCAAGAGAGGAAAGGAAUUCAGGCAUGAUAGAAUUCAUCACGUGCAAUGAAGGCAUGAAGAAAUGGGGGAAAAGAAAAUAGAUGUUCUCAGGGAUAGGAAAUUUUUGUAGUUGCUGCUGUAAACUUGUGUUGGGAAAAAGCAG